UAGGACUAAAAAAACAAAUCUCCAUUCUCAUUCUUCACCUAUAAAACCAUUUUUAGACACCAAAGUUCAUCAAAUUCACAAACUCAAAACACAAACAUAUAAAAACAAAUGGCAUCACGCUAUGAAGCUGAAGUGAACCUUUCAUCAGCUCAUGGACUCAAAAACGUGAACUGGCGUAACGGCUCAAACAAACCAUACGCCGUCGUAUGGAUAGAUCCAAAGAACAAAUUCUCAACCAAAGUAGAUGAAAACGGCGACACAGAAGCUAAUUGGGAUCAAACUCUCAUCAUCCCUUUACCACCACAACCAAUUGAAGAUCUUAGUCUUUACAUCGACAUCGUUCACGCCGGCUCAGAGCCAGAUACCAAGCCACUCAUUGGCUCGGCUAAACUCAAAUUAGUCGAAAUUCUCGACGAUGUUGGGAUCGGCGAGCGCACUAGCCGAUCCCUCAAGCUCAAAAGACCGUCAGGAAGACCACAAGGUAAAGUUGAUGUUAAGGUAACAAUUAGAGAGCCCGGCUACCGUGCGCCAGCGCCAGGUGCUUAUUAUGCUCCACCUUAUGGUGUUCCUCCACCUCAGGCGUCAUCGAGGGAUUAUAAUUAUAAUUAUAAUUCCUCUGCGCCUGUGUAUGGAGACCUCUACGGUGCACCGCAGCAGAAUUAUGGUUAUUCUGCUGCGCCACCUGGAGGGUAUCCUUAUAAUGCAGGGCCUCAAACAGCAGGGUAUGGAUCCGGGUACGGGUCGCAAACUACAUCGUAUGGACAAGGGAGUAGUUAUGGGUAUGGACAAGUGGAGGAAAAGAAGAAAAGUAAGUUUGGUGGGAUGGGGACAGGAUUGGCUGUGGGUGCUGUUGCUGGGGUGUUAGGUGGAGUUGCGCUUGUGGAAGGUGCUGAGUAUCUUGAAGAUAAGAUUGCUGAUGAUGCUGCAGAUAAAGUUGAAGAUGAUCUUGGCUAUGAUGAUGGUGGUUAUGAUGGGGAUGAUUUCUAGUGGAUGAAAAUUUUAGAGAUCAGUGUUUUUCUGCCAAGGCAAUAAAGGAAAAGGAAAAGAAAAAAAGAGCUUAUACAUAAGAUAAUUGAUUAAUUGUGUUCAAGAUUUGGAUAUGUUGUUCGCAUUUUAGUUUUGUUGGAUUUUCUAUCAUUUUUACAAUGUUAUCCAUAUUUUCUAUGUUUAUUUUUAAGCAAAAACUUGGUCAAUCAAUUGCGCUA
This is a messenger RNA of Trifolium pratense (red clover), 1205 nucleotides long. RefSeq lists its product as uncharacterized. The transcript has a single exon. The record is from RefSeq and is a predicted model, not a curated record. Bases 109 to 987 code for a protein of 292 amino acids. Gene Ontology annotation, biological process: defense response. NCBI's taxonomy places the organism in Eukaryota, Viridiplantae, Streptophyta, Magnoliopsida, Fabales, Fabaceae.